Knipowitschia caucasica is the source of this 2061-nucleotide messenger RNA. The record is from the annotation of a GenBank genome assembly. Lineage: Eukaryota; Metazoa; Chordata; Actinopteri; Gobiiformes; Gobiidae.
AUGCCGUUCGAACGUCAAGCUAGAAAAUACGGAUGGAGCGCCAUGGAAAGAGUGGACAGGCUACAUGAGUGUUUGAGAGGAGCUGCAGUGCGGUAUGUCUGUUCAUUACCAGAACGUACAAGGGAAGAUUAUGUCCUCCUGGUAGAGCAACUCACUCAACGUUUUGGGAAAAAAGACCCCCCAACCACAAUAAGAAGAAAGAUAGGGGAGCUCCGGCAAGCACGAGAGACAUCAGCUGAGUUUGCAGAGGAGGUGAGACGCCUUAUCACACUUGCUUAUCCAGGGGUGGAUCUCCAGCUGCAAGACCAACUAGCAACUGAUGCUUUCCUCAAGGGAUUACGAAACCAAAAGGUGGCUUAUGAAGUCAUGAAUCGUGACCCAGGCUCCUUCGUUGAGGCCCAAAAGUUUGUGGAGGCCCAUGAACAUAACUUCAAAGCCACCGUGGGCCGUGACACUGAAGUUAAGAACAGAGCAAGACGCAUCUCAUGGGUUGAUGAAGGAGACUUAUGUGAGGAUACUGCUACAAUGUCCCGCAGAGUCCAGACCCCCCAGUUGAGACACUCCAGUCCACAAACACCGGACCCCACCGACCUAAAGCAGCCCAAAGCUCUUUACCAGAAAGAAAACAAAACUAUCAGGCACAACCCAACAGAGGUCGCUCUCAAUCACCAAGCCCAAAUCGUGGGGCAGCUGGUCCAUGCUUUAGAUGUGGAGAAACAGGACAUUUCCGAAAGGACUGUGCUAGGCCACCCAGCCCUGUGGCUGCACGUAGCGAUGCAAUGGAACCCCCCCAACAACCUACAAGAGCUGCAGGCCUUCCUUGGGCUAUGUAACUAUUAUCGCAAGUUUGUCCCAAGUUUUGCAGAGCUGGCAAGCCCCCUCCAUAAUCUUCUCAAAAAGGGAACAGUGUUUCAAUGGACUGACGAGCACCAAGCUGCUUUUACUAUGCUCAAAGAAAAGCUGACCACCGCACCUGUGUUGGGGUAUCCCCGUACUGAAGGAAAGUUCAUUCUGGAUACAGACGCCUCAAACAACAGUGUCGGAGCAGUCCUGUCGCAGAUCCAGUGGGGAGAAGAGAGAGUUCUGACCUAUGCCAGUAGCCACCUGUCCCCAGCUCAACAAAGGUACUGCGUCACUCGUCGUGAAUUACUCGCUGUUGUUCGCUUCACACGCCAGUUCCGCCACUAUCUACUGGGCAGGAAGUUCCUACUACGGACCGACCAUGGCAGUCUCACCUGGCUUUUCCGUUUCAAGUGCCCUGAAGGACAGCUAGCUCGUUGGCUGGAAGAGUUGAGCCAAUAUGACUUCCACAUUGAGCAUCGGGCUGGUAAGCAGCAUGCUAAUGCAGAUGCCCUAUCAAGGCUGCCAAACAACAUGGACAAAUGUGACUGUUACCAGGCAGGGAUAAAUCUGUCAGAUCUGCCAUGCAAAGGGUGCAGGUACUGCUGGAAAGUUCAUGAACAGUGGGCCAAGUUCGAAGAAGAUGUGGAUGAUGUUGUGCCACUAGCAGUAAGGUGCAUUGAGCCCCAAGGCAACGCAAAUGUUGAUGGCACUCAGCCGGUUGAGAGUCAGCCAUCUGCACCUUUGCCAGAGACCCCCGAAGUCAACUGGCUUGAGUCCCUUAGUCCCGAGCAGCUGGCAACAUUGCAGAAAGCAGAUUCUGUUCUCGCUACUCUUCAUACAUGGAAGGAAACAGGGACACUCCCCACCAAAGAUGAAGUAAUGCUGGAGGGCCCUGCUGUAAGAAAGUUCUGGCUAUGUUGGCCCCAAGUCACAUUAAGACAAGGAGUCCUCUAUUACUCCUGGGACAGAAUUGGAGACCAGCACCCAACUCAGCUGCUAUUAGUUCCAUCGUCCAUGCAGAAAGAAAUCCUACAGUCAUGCCACAAUCCUCCAUACUCUGGUCACCUGGGAGAAGCCAAAACCCUACAGCGUGUGCGGCAAAGCUACCACUGGUAUGGAAUGGGCAGAGAUGUUCAGCUGUUUGUCAAGAGUUCACGAGGUGGGUUGAAGCUUUUCCAGUCCCUGACCAAGGUGCUGAAACGACUGCAAGAAAGCUAG